UUAAAAACUAAAUAUUAUUUUCCCUAAACUCCUUACUCCACUACCAAAAAGAACAACAAGAAAAAAACUUCCGUUUCCUUUUAAAUUUUAUUUCAAAAUAUCAAAAGCACCUACAACAAAAUGCCACGCUGUUUAAUGGCUAAGAAAUGGAAGGCCUAUCCCUGGCCCGACCGGGCUGAGGACAAAUCCAACAACUCGACACCUGCACCCACACAAACAACAACAACAUCCUUAUCGAGUUCCACUACUCCGGAACUGAGCAUACAAGUAAUACCAAAGAAGGAUGUUGAAACAAAAUCUCGUCGAUCUACCAUCGAUGAAGAUGAAGAAAUCGAUGUUGUGGGUGAUAAUGUUUUGGUAAAUGCCACAACCACUACAACUGCUACUGCUACAGUCAUUAUAAAAUCGAGUGAUUUAAAAUUAUUAAAUACGCAAACCACUACAAAUAAUCCAACAUCCUCUUCUGCAACACCCUCCUCAACAUCAGCGACAACCUCGUCAGCAUCAUCAGCACCUACGUCGUCGUCGUCAUCGUCAUCAACAACAUCCUCUACAGCUACGUGUUGGGGUCCCUCAUCACCAACGGCUGGAGCUACAGCUCCAAGUCCCCCUCCACAUUCACCAGAAGCAGCCACACGUGGUACCACUAAUUUAUAUAAUGGUUAUAAUCAUGAUAUUUCGCCUCUACAUUAUACCGCGUACCUGCCUCGUCUAGAAAACGAAGUUACCGUCAUAACAAGCACCUCAAAUUUACAUCAGCAACAAGCCCCCCCUCAUCCAUACAACUAUCAAACGCCUCCGCCCUCGAAUACAUCGUCACCUUCAUCGUCACCCUCGACACGCAGCAGCAGUUUAUCUUCGCCGUGUGAACGUUUAAGUCCGCCCAUUAUACGCAUUAAAACCGAAACGUCUUUUAACGAUGACAUCGACGCCAGUAGUACCAAAUCGCGCAAAUGUUACACGAGUACGGGUGCCGCUCUGUCUUUGCCUCCUAAGAAAAAAGAUAUUUAUCGGCCCUAUUCACUGGAUGAUAGACCCUCAAACGAAAACUUGCGUUUAAGACAACCGGCAGAAGAAGAUUUGCAUGCAGCACAUGCUAUAUUGGAUCUCAGCGCCUCCACUGCAUUUCAUCCGCCUACACAGCCUCAUCAGCUGCAACAACAGUCCGCAGCUCAAAAGCAUUUGACUCAUCAGCCUUUACAUCCCUUGCAUCACAUAACCCAUACUAUACAGUUGCAACAACAACAACAGCAACAACAACACCAUCACCUGCCUGUUCAUCAUCAGCUGCAGGAUGUUACACUCUCGGUGGCCACUACUACUCCCUCCAUAGCCGAUCUGGCUUUGGCGGCUAGUGUGGCGAACGAGCAUCGACCCCGCUCUAAUUCUUCCAUGCACAGUUUACAAAGUAAUUCGGACAGUGAACGUCAGCCCAGUUCACCGGCUGGCAGUGUACAAAAUGAAAACAACAAUACAACCAAUCAAUUUCCUAUUAAUGGUGCUGCUGGCGCCUCUGUGAAAACAGUGGCCUACACCUAUGAGGCGUUCUUCGUUAGUGAUGGUCGAUCGAAACGCAAAAACAUUACAGAUCCUCAGGCGGUGAUACAGCAAGAACAACAGAAGGCCAAGUAUACCUGCAGUGAGUGUGGUAAACAAUAUGCCACUUCUAGCAAUCUGUCGCGCCACAAGCAAACACAUCGUUCGUUAGACUCACAAUCCGCCAAAAAGUGUCAUACCUGUGGCAAAGCUUACGUGUCGAUGCCAGCCUUAGCCAUGCAUGUACUAACGCACAAACUUUCUCACAGUUGUGGAGUAUGUGGCAAACUGUUCUCGCGUCCAUGGCUGUUGCAAGGCCAUCUAAGGUCCCACACGGGUGAGAAGCCUUAUGGUUGUGCACAUUGCGGUAAAGCCUUUGCGGAUCGUUCCAAUUUAAGAGCUCACAUGCAAACCCAUUCGGUGGACAAGAACUUUGAAUGUAAACGCUGCCAUAAAUCUUUCGCUCUGAAAUCGUACCUCAACAAGCAUUUGGAAUCGGCCUGUCUCAAGGAUGAGGCUGACAUGCAAUUCGAUAGUACCAGUGACAGCGGUGGCAUGACAUCUCCUACACCAACUGAGGACUAUAAUCAUCCUAGUUACCCCCAACAAGCACAAAAUGGUUUUACAAUAAGUCAUAUACCCCAACCAGUACCAGCAGCGGCCGUAGUUAAAGUAGAAGCCACUUUUGCGGGUUAAACAUAAAAGCAACAACAGCAACCAACAUAUUGUAAGUAGUUUUUAAAGAAAGUCUAAA
Messenger RNA from Calliphora vicina (urban bluebottle blowfly), 2290 nucleotides. RefSeq names its product scratch (gene scrt). The transcript has 2 exons. The record is from RefSeq and is a predicted model, not a curated record. NCBI's taxonomy places the organism in Eukaryota, Metazoa, Arthropoda, Insecta, Diptera, Calliphoridae. Gene Ontology annotation, biological process: regulation of DNA-templated transcription. The coding region runs from base 121 to 2232 and encodes 703 amino acids. Gene Ontology annotation, molecular function: DNA-binding transcription factor activity, RNA polymerase II-specific; RNA polymerase II cis-regulatory region sequence-specific DNA binding.